This is a messenger RNA of Periophthalmus magnuspinnatus, 5221 nucleotides long. RefSeq names its product protein HIRA. The transcript has 24 exons. Lineage: Eukaryota; Metazoa; Chordata; Actinopteri; Gobiiformes; Gobiidae. Gene Ontology annotation, cellular component: HIR complex; nucleus. The record is from RefSeq and is a predicted model, not a curated record. Bases 191 to 3310 code for a protein of 1039 amino acids. Gene Ontology annotation, molecular function: nucleosome binding; protein binding. Gene Ontology annotation, biological process: DNA-templated transcription; chromatin remodeling; regulation of DNA-templated transcription.
GCGCACUGGCCGCUGUGUCUCCGGUGCGCUCUGCUCCUCAAACCCGAGAAAAGCGCGAUGGAUGCCCGCUGUGGCGCUGCACCGGGGCGGGCGGAGUGAGCACAAAGAGCCGGGGCUGUGGAGCUGCUGCGCGGCCGCGCCUGGACCUGUGUGACCCGGAGGAGACGCUUCGGAGCCGCCGGGAGCAAACAUGAAGUUACUGAAGCCGAGUUGGGUGAGCCACAACGGCAAACCCAUCUUUUCUGUGGACAUUCAUCCCGAUGGGACCAAGUUUGCCACAGGAGGACAAGGGGAGGAUUCGGGGAAGGUGAUGAUCUGGAACAUGGCUCCUGUCCUCAGAGAAGAAGACGAGAAGAACGAGAGUGUCCCCAAGAUGCUCUGCCAGAUGGACAACCACCUGGCCUGUGUGAACUGUGUGCGUUGGUCUAAUAACGGUCUGUACCUGGCAUCUGGAGGAGACGACAAACUGGUGAUGGUCUGGAAGAGAGCAGCGUUCAUUGGGCCCAGCACAGUGUUCGGCUCCAGCUCCAAACUGGCCAAUGUGGAGCAGUGGAGAUGUGUGACUAUACUACGCAACCACACUGGAGAUGUGAUGGACGUGGCCUGGUCCCCUCAUGAUGUGUGGUUAGCCUCCUGCAGCGUCGACAACACCAUCGUCAUCUGGAACGCACGAAAGUUCCCAGAGAUGGUGAGCGUGCUCAGAGGUCACACAGGACUGGUCAAAGGUCUGACGUGGGACCCUGUGGGGAAGUACGUGGCGUCUCAGGCUGAUGACCACAGCCUGAAAGUCUGGAGGACGGUGGACUGGAACAUGGAGGCCAACAUCACAAAGCCCUUUAAUGAGUGCGGCGGUACCACUCACGUUCUCCGCCUCUCCUGGUCUCCUGAUGGACAGUACCUGGUCUCUGCUCAUGCCAUGAACAACUCUGGUCCGACGGCUCAGAUCGUAGAGCGUGACGGAUGGAAGACCAACAUGGACUUUGUAGGGCACAGGAAGGCCGUGACCGUAGUGAAGUUUAACCCCAAAAUCUUUAAGAAGAAGCAGAAGAACGGCAGCGCCCCCAAACCCAGCUGUCCGUACUGCUGCUGCGCUGUGGGGAGUAAAGACCGAUCGCUCUCUGUGUGGCUGACGUCCCUGAAGCGCCCCCUGGUGGUCAUACACGAUCUGUUCGAUAAGUCCAUCAUGGACAUCUCCUGGACACUCAGUGGUCUGGGGAUGCUUGUCUGCUCCAUGGACGGGACUGUGGCCUAUCUGGACUUCUCACUGGAUGAGCUCGGAGACCCCCUGAGUGAGGACGAGAAGAACACCAUUCAUCAGAACAUCUACGGGAAGAGUCUGGCCAUCACAAACACCGAGGCGCAGCUCUCCACCACCAUCAUCGAGAACCCAGAGAUGUUAAAGUACCAACAGGAACGCACCCAGAACCAAGACCAGACCAGAGCCCAGCCAGGGACCAACCACAGCUCCGCCCCUAAACUCAGCAGCGUGGUCAACGGGGAGUCGCUCGAGGACAUACGCAAGAACCUCCUGAAGAAGCAGGUGGAGACGAGGACUGCAGACGGGAGGAGGAGAAUCACUCCUCUCUGUAUCGCUCAACUGGACACCGGGGACUUCUCUCCGGCCUUGUUUAACAGUACUCCGAUCCUGCCCUCUGGUUCUUCUCUGUCGAACCAGAUGGGGGGCCAGCUCGGCUCUGACUCCACCCAAGGACCGGGCUCCAACCUGGGGAUGCGAACAGGACACGAGCCCAUGAUCACAUCCCCCCCAGCGGGAGCCAAGGACGGAGACAAGGACGGGGUGAAGGGGACUCUGCUGCUGACCUCUGCCUCAAAGAUCGAGCCGAUGAAAGCGUUGGACUCCAGGUUCACCGAGAGGUCAAAGGUCACACCCGGGGUCGCCAACGCCAUCACCUCCACCUCUGCCCUCACCCCUCUGGACAGACCCAAAGAGGUGUUGGCUCUGAAAGAGGUAAAGCUUAAAGAGGAGACGAGCAGCGACAGCGAGGAUAAAAUGGCCGCCAUCAACAGAAACCUGGCUCUGAAGAGGAAGGCGGAGUCUGAGGGGGUGGAGGAGCGCAGGAGGGCGGAGACUGAGGGGGUAGAGGAGCGCAGGAAAGUGGAGUCUGAAGGGGCAGAGGAACGCAGGAGGGCGGAGCUAGAGGCAGCCGAGGUUGUAGAGAAGAGGAAGAAGGGACGACCACGCAAAGACAAGAUGGCCUCUACUGCUCAGAGCUUCAACCCUGUACAGUCCACUCCUCCAGAGUCCAGUCGUGUGGUCCACCCUCCAGUGCAAGUGUCCAGACUGUCCACGCCCAGUGUCCAGAAGAGCCUCAGUCUGCAGGUGAGCAUGGAUCCCUGUGUGACAGUGGAGCUGGAGAACGAGGUGUCCGUGGUGUCCGGGUCCAGACUCAGUCAGCUCCGAUGCUCCAGAGAUGGGAGAGACUGGAGCACACUGUUACCCAGCUCUGUGCUCUGUGCCGCAGGCAGCAGUGAUGUCAUCGUGGUGGCGUGUGAGGACCGCACCCUCUCGCUCUUCUCUUCCUGUGGCAGGAGGCUGUUUCCUCCCAUCGCGCUGCCCUCUGCUGUCUCUGCUGUGCACUGCGCCGGGCGUUACGUCAUGGCCCUGAGCUCCAACGCCACGCUCUCCGUCUGGGACGUGCUGAAACCGAAGGCUCUGGUGAAGAACGAGUCCCUGUUGCCCCUCUUUUCAGGCUCAGAUACAACCGUGAGCCAGUCCCUGCUCACGCCACAAGGGGUCCCCGUCGUCACUCUGUCCAAUGGGAAGUCCUUCUGCUUCAGUGUCGCCAUGGAGACGUGGACAUUGGUGGCGGAUAAGGCCGACUCUCUGGUGCAGUGUGCAGACUUCAGGAGCUGUCUGCCUUCUCAUGAUGCAUCUUUGCUGUCCGGACCACUGGCUACCAUGCAGGGGCGCCACCUCAGUGCUGGCCGUCUGUCCUCCCGUCUCUCCUCCGCUCCUCACCACCUGCAGCAGGGAGUGACUCUUGCGUUCUUGGAGACUCAGCUCUCCUCUGCCCUCGCGCUGCAGUCGGCCUCAGAGUACAGACACUGGCUCCUGGUUUACGCCCGCUUCCUCGUGCACGAAGGCUCAGAGUUCCGUCUGCGAGAGCUGUGUAAGGAGCUGCUGGGACCUGUGCACAAGUCUGUGUCCUCCUCCUGGGAACACUCCACUCUGGGCCUGAGGAAGAGGGAACUGCUCACUGAGGUGCUGCCAGUCAUUGGAGAAAACCUUAGAUUUCAGAGACUCUUCACAGAGUACCAGGAGCAGCUUGAGCUGCUCAAGAGCAAAUGACACCACCCUAUACCCUACGUCCUACACCCUACACGCACUUAUGCAUAUGUCCUACCUCCACCUGCUCAUCUCCUGUACAGCUCACUGCCCUGCUCUGCUCCUCAGAGGACCAGGACCAGCUUGAGCUGCUCAGGAACAAAUGACCCACCCUUAUCUACACCACCAUACUCCCUAUACCCACCUAUGACCUAAUGACACCCACCACACCACUGGGUCCUCACCUACUCCCGGAGCCCUCUCCCCUCCUACUCCCUUAAUGACACCAGUCUGUGGUGUGACCCUGUGCUCUUCUUCCUCUCGCCUGCAGAUUGAAAAAAUGAAACAUUUUACCCUCAAACCAGAACUGACUUUAGAGAACAAAUGAUCCUCCUGUGUCCCCCUCCCCGUCUGCCCUGCUGUACCUGCAGAGGGCACAGUGAAUCAUGGACAAUAAACAAAAUAAAAUAUUAAACUUUAAAUCCAAGACCAGAACCCUGAGCUCUGACCAUUCUGAGGCUCGUCUGACACCUGCCGCACAGGAGCGAUAAGAGCCACAGAGCCACUAUGUGUGCAGUGAAUGAAGUCUGAAAUAAAAGCAUCAAUUCCUUUUUUUUUUUUCUAUAAAUGUGUAACACUGCCCCCUGUGGCCUUGCAGUGUCACUGCAUUGUCGCCCUCAAACUGCCUGAGAAAACCUCAAAUCUGUAUGGAUCAUGACUCAAGUUCAGAUCUAAAUAUGUUUUGUUAGAGCCAUAAAAGAAAACAAUUCAAGUAAAUCUGAAAACCAAAUGUGGCUGUAAUGAAAUAAUGAAAGUGUCACACAGAAAUGAACCGUCUGUCAAUCAAACUUUUACCUCUGAAUCCUUUGAAUCAGCUCUUUUGGAUCGAGCGUCUUAAUUUAAACUUUAGUUUGUUCUAAAAUCAUGUGACCCUGAUCAUAAUCCUGCUGCGCUCGUUUGAGGGAGUUUUGUAAAUCUGUAAAUAAAUGUAGAGUUUGAGCUUUUGCAGAAACGAGCUGUAAAAAGGAAAAAUGCUAAAUAAUAAAGUUGUGAACCAGGAAGUAAACAGGAAGUCUGGUUUCUCUCACAGGAAGUCCCAACUUUGUCUCGCUUUUUCUUCCUCCUGGAUAGGUCAUGUUUAAGGGGAAAGUGUUUUUCAGUUUAAAUAAAUACGUAGAUAUAUUUUUCUGUGUAGGUCUAUGGCCUUUAUAAACAUGACUAUUUACACUGGAGCAUUUGUUUUGUAAAUGAGUUCACAAUUAUCUAACUUAUUUGGUCAAUCUUGGAAGAAUUAUGUCUAAAAGAUCAAUUAUUUUUUGAUAGUGUUGAAAAUGAAACCAUUUUAAGACUUAAAAAUGUUAUUUACGACUCAAGGAUCUAACUUGGCUGUGAGUUAAUUUUACAUACACAACCAGGACUGAACCAAGUCUAAACUGUGGAUUAAAACGGGGCCGAACCAGAGACAACGAUUGAAACAAAAAUAAAACACUUGUCAUGAAUCGUGUCAUGUAAUUGUCUUUGGGGACAAAAUGACCUCAUAAACUAAGUAUGUACAAUUUUUAAAGUUGAUACAUUUAUUUCAGUCAAAGUUUCAUGUCUUUUGAGACCACUAUAUUUUUCUUGAAUAUCUGAAUCUCUCGUUGUGGGCGGGACUUCCUGUGCUUUGUUUUUAAACUUUAUUAAAUCUUUUUGAGCUCCACGCUGUGACCAUAGACUGUAUAACCCCUGACCCUUCAGUCCAGUCCGUGGCUGUGACAAGCUCAUGUACAGACUGUAUAACCCCUGACCUUUGACUCCUCAUGUACAGCUUUGCUCCUUUGUUUGCUCCAUUUUAAAUGUUUGUACAAGUUUAUGAAUAUUUGAGUUUUCUAUGAAGCAGCUGCAGAAACUGUUAUUUUGGAAAGAAUUUGUGAAAAUAAUAAAAAGACAUGAAGG